Kickxella alabastrina is the source of this 1323-nucleotide messenger RNA. RefSeq lists its product as uncharacterized. The transcript has a single exon. The record is from RefSeq and is a predicted model, not a curated record. The coding region runs from base 251 to 1087 and encodes 278 amino acids. NCBI's taxonomy places the organism in Eukaryota, Fungi, Kickxellomycota, Kickxellomycetes, Kickxellales, Kickxellaceae.
UAAUGUUCGAAAAUUUUAUAAUAUCACGCGUGGAAUAUUUUCAAAGUGUAAAAGGAAAAGCGAUUUCGAUAGCAGUAAAAUUGGAUGCUUAAAAAUCGCCAUUUGGUCAUCCAUCAUUUUUCGCUUUUCGUUUUCUCUUUGGUUUUAAUUUUUUUUACUGAAAAUAAGACUACAUCGAUUGUUACUUAAAAAAAGCAUUACUUUUGCCUCUUCCUCCACCAAACCCAUUAUCUUUUACUUUAACCCAGCCAUGAUCUCUAUACGUGUCAACACCGCUUCCGUCGCCGCCAUCGGCACAAGCACCAGUGCCAGCGCCAAUGCCAGCCCAAGUGACGUUUCUUGUAGUGGCCCCAACGAUCUCGAAGUGUGGUCCGAAACGAAGCAGCUCAAUAUUUCCGACACCCAGGUUAAACUAGCCCGCCGCGUGUCAUUCAACCUAAGCGAAAACAGCGUCUUGCAGCUUCCCAGCAACGCGGCCAUCGGGAAAAUAGCCAACGCUCGCGCAAGACGCCGCCUGAGUCUCAGCGGCGAGCUAGACGGCGGUCUGAGUGACAAGAGCACUGACGAGGUGGAGCAGCUGGCUGACCGCCGGGCCAAGGCCUUGCUUCCGCACGGCGCAUCGCCGGAUCUCCUGGAUCCAGGGUUUGCCAUGACGUCGCUGUACGUCAAACAUGGCCAUAUUCAUGCUUUAGACCAUGGGCAUGGUAGCAGCAGCAGUGGUAGCGAGGAAACCGCCGAGAAUGGAUUAGCUGCAGCUUUGUACGUCAAGGGCGUGCUCAAGCCAUAUGCACCUUCGCCGAUCCACGCUAGCUUCUUUGUCAACAAGCGAGAGGCUGAUGAUCAGCAGGACGAGCUUGAUGAUGAUGAGAGUGACUCUGAUAACUCGAGUCGCCGUAGUCGCCGCAUUAAAGCCCAGCAGCAGCAGCAAAAGCAGGAUGGUGGGCGCAAGUCCAAGAAGAAUAGUAAAAAAAGAAAGAGCCGAAGCAAGUCUCCGGCGCUAGAUACUGUUUCACAGACUGAAACUGUCGUAUCUGCAUCUAUGCCUAUUGUGCACCACCACCCAAUACUCGUGUCUGCGAAAAUGUAAUUUUAUAAGCCUAAACUUUUUAUUGUACUUUUUUUAUACCUCUUUCGCAUUCCACCAGCAUCUAUAACUGCGUGGGAUGAUAUCUCAAAAUAUAAACAAUUUUUUUUACUUUUUUAAAUCAUUUUUUCGCUGAUUGUGAGAAUCAAGAGCGAUUCUGCCAAUUUGUAUUGUAUAUUACCGUGUAUUUAGUCGAGAAAAAUAGAGAGAAAUUGCGCUGUUUGUAUAUUUGACAUGGC